Messenger RNA from Penicillium bovifimosum, 1512 nucleotides. Its product is annotated as mitofusin complex protein UGO1. The record is from RefSeq and is a predicted model, not a curated record. Bases 1 to 1512 code for a protein of 503 amino acids. NCBI's taxonomy places the organism in Eukaryota, Fungi, Ascomycota, Eurotiomycetes, Eurotiales, Aspergillaceae. The transcript has 2 exons.
AUGGCAUCUCGUGAAGGGAUCAAUCCCUUGCGGCCUUACUAUAUCCCUCCCUCUGGCUUAUCGCCCACUUCAAAUGCGCCGCCUGAGGUGGCGUCCCCAUCGUCGGCCCAGGUGUUUGGCAGCACCGCCCGUGAUCUCAUUCCGGACCUGGACUAUGCCGACUAUCUCGAAGCUUCCCCGUCUAUCUCCGACUGGGUCCGCGAUGCAUUGAACCGAGCGCUUGUGCGCUACACUAAGGUGCUCACUGCACAACCGUUUGACGUUGCCAAAACCAUCUUGCAGGUCUAUGUUGUGCCGGACGCCACAGACGAGCAGUGGGACCGGAAGUCGACGCCGGUUCCUGGAGGAAGCUCUUACGACUCGGACUCGGAAUCAUCCGAUGACGAAAACAGCUACUUCUCCUCAGCGGCCCCUUCUACACCGACACCGAGUACAGCUCGAUCUCGCAAAUCGCGCCACCAUAUCACCGACCGCAGUGGCUACAUCCGGCCGGAGUCCGCGGCACAGCAAUCAAAGCAUGCCUUGACUAUCAAGAAUCCGAACUCUCUGACCGAUGUUCUAUCUCAAUUGUGGUCGUCCAGUGGCCCAGCUUCCCUCUGGAAGUCCUCCAACACCACAUUCAUUUACUCCCUCCUUCUUCCGACCUUGAAUACUUUCAUACGCAGUCUUCUAUCCGCAAUCGUCGGUUUGCCAGAAGACGACAUCGCCUCGUCGAUGACCGCCGACAUCCUGACCGCAUCAUCCCCUCUGGCGACGCUAGUCCUCUCCUUCAUCUCAUCCUCACUAUCCGCCCUGAUCCUAGCUCCUAUCGACACCGCUCGCACAUUCCUAAUGCUCACACCAGCCACCCAUGGCCCGCGGUCCCUUGUCCGAGCUAUCCGCCAGCUCCCCACCCCCAACUGCACGAUCCCCUCGCACCUCGUACCAAUCACCGUCCUCCAUUCGAGUCUCCCGAACCUCAUUAUGACCUCAACCCCACUCUUCCUGAAAUCAUACUUGUCCAUCGACCCUCUCUUAAACCCGAACGCAUGGAAUCUCUGUGCAUUCCUUGGCUCAGGUCUUGAACUUGCUGUCCGAUUCCCGCUCGAGACCGUGCUCCGGCGCGCCCAGAUCGCCACAUACACCUCCCUUAGCUUGCGCCAGAAGUCCUCCAACUGUAGCAUCCGUGCUGCAUCUAUCGAUGCAUCUGAUGUGGAAACCAUCGUUCCAACUCCGCGUACUUAUCGCGGAAUCAUCGGCACGAUGUGGCAUGUCGUGUAUGAGGAGGGUGUCAGCUCGACCCCAAGCGAGAAAGAGCGCGCCAAGCAGCUCCUCGGUCGGCGCGACUCACAGGAGACUCAGAAACGGAAGCAGGGCCAGGGUAUCCAGGGCCUGUACCGCGGCUGGCGUAUUGGCAUGUGGGGUAUCGCUGGCAUCUGGGGCGCCAGCUUGUUGGGCGGAUUUGCUGGCGGCAGCGAAGACGAAGUCACAAUGAAAGGGGGCCACGGCCGUUCCAGCGGUGGACGUUUCUAA